AGAAAAUUUAGUAAAAUUAAAAUUACUGUCUUAAAAAUAAAAAUAUUCAAUCAAUAAUCAAUUGUUUUCUUCAUAUUCUAGAUCUAUCCAGAGUAGUUUAUGCUAUUCGGACACCUAUAGGCCCAAAUUUGAAAGUUUGACUUUGACAGCGCAUUAUUUGAAAUUCAUUUUUUUUUUACAUAAUAAAAAGACAGCUAGAUCUAAAAUAAAUGGAAGGAAAUUGGGUCAGAAUGAAUCAAUGAUAAUCAUUGGAAAAUGGACUUAACUUAAAAGUUUAAGACUUACUAAACUUACUUUAGACUGUCUUAGACUUUAGAUUACUUAAUACUAGACUAGAGUCUAACUAAACUAAGUCGACUUAAUUAAAAUUUAUAACUUAGACUUAAGACUCAGAUUUAUCAUAAUUUAUGACUUACUAGUGACAUAUAUAUAUUCUAGUCUAGUUACUUAGCCUUAGUAAACUUAGUUUAGUGUUAGGCUUAGACUUAGACUUACUCCUUAGAAGAUAAAUUGAUAGAAGAGAAUAGAUCUAAUGUCUAAUCUACUUAACUUUAACUACUUAGUAGACUGAGAUGACUGAGUAGUGACACUGUAGUAGUGUAGAGUAGUCUAUUCUAAAAUUCUAGAUCUAAGAGUCACUAAGUUACUAUUCACUAAGACAACUACAGUACUAGACUAGAUAUAGUCUAGAUCUAGAAUAUUUUAUAUAGUCUAGCUCUAGGCUAGACUCGUCUAGAUUGUCUUACAGGCUAGUUCGUCAUCAUACUUAUUCUCUAACUCUAGAUUCUAGAUCUAGUAGAAGUUUAAAUGCAAAGUUGUGAUUGAAAAUAUAAAGUUCUAGAAUAAAUAGAUCCUGUAUUAGUUUCUAGAUCUACUCAUCUAGAGUAUUCUAGAGUCUAAAUAAACAAGAUUGAAGAUGUCAACAAGUUUAAGUCCAUUUGUCUACUGGGGUCAAACAAAUGCUGCCAUUUCUCUUAAGGUUGACUUAAGAAACGUUGAGAAUGUUGAGGUUUCUCUUACUGAAGAAAAUUUAGAUUUUAGUGCUCAAGGACUUGGAGUCAAAGGUGUAAAUUUAUACAAUUUUCAUAUAGAUUUUUAUCUUCCUGUUGAUCCAAAGAAAAGCAGAUAUAGAAAAACAGACUUAGCUGUAGAAUUUCAGAUAGAGAAAUCUGUUGCAGAAACAUGGCCUCGUUUGACAGCAGAAAAGCUCAAGCUACCUUGGCUGAAAAUAGACUUUGAUAAGUUUCCUUCUGAUGAUUCUGAAGAGCAAAGUGAUGAUGAUGUAUCAUCAAUGAAUAUGAAACAGACAAAUGAAGAGAUGUUGAACAAAUUAACAGCGGAAUUAUCUAGCACUGAUCCGAUGGAUAUCCCGUCACCAAAACUGACCUACUUGUUCACUUAUAAUUUAAUACAGUUUGUAGGCUACGCUUAUGUUUUUGUUUCUCUACUGUAUCAUCAUUUCAAGUCAGAUGAAACUGCAGCAGCCAAACAAGCAGCAUUUGAAGAAGUUGGAACUCAAAUGAUGUUUUGUCAAGCAUUAUCUUGUAUGGAAAUUGUGCACACUAUUUUUAAAUUAGUACAUUCCCAGGUUUUAAUAACCAUUUUUCAGGUAACUGGUCGUAAUUUUAUUCUGUUCAUGCUAAUACUUCAAGAGCCAAGACUUCAGAUAUCCCCUCUUUGUUGGUAUCUGUUUUUAACUUGGUCUUGUAUAGAAAUCAUCAGGUAUCCAUUUUACAUGAUGCAGCUUGUCAAUUUUGAGUUAAAAUUUUUAACAUGGUUACGCUACAGUGUUUGGAUAAUUCUCUAUCCACUAGGGAUUUUAAUAGAAGCUACCAUUGUGUUUCAGUCCAUUACAUAUUUCAGUGAGACAGGAUUCUUCAGUAUUGCACUUCCCAACUCUGUCAACUUUGCAUUUUACUUUCCAUAUUUCCUAAUAGUGUAUUUAGUGGCUAUGUGCUUUGGCUCCAACAAUAAUUUAAAGUAUUUAUACAUUCAACGACAAAAGCAGCUUGGCAAGAUGAGUCAAGUGAAUGGAAAGUCUCCAAAGCAAAAGACUUCAUGAAUGGAGAACACUCAGCAAUUUUAAGUUAUUCCAUUUUUUUAUUGGUUAUAAUUUAGCAAUAAAUCAAUUGUAUUUUUUUUUCAAACAAAAGCUGUUUAGUGGUGCUUGCAACAAAGUUCACCACUUUAUACUGUCAUUAUUUAUUUAUAUGCUCAUUACAAAAAAGUGUAUUUUUCAAUUUAAAUAAUUGAUAAGCAAAUUACAAAAGUUUUUUUUUUAUUUUCUUUUUUAUAUUUACAAGUCAGACUAAAGUCACAAUUGUCCCUAAUGCUAGCCAUGCCACCCUGUCAUUUGUCAUUUUGCUUGACAUUUGGGCUGGGGCGAAAAAAAAAAUCUAAAUUUCUGAAGAAAUUUCUUUAA
This is a messenger RNA of Biomphalaria glabrata, 2422 nucleotides long. RefSeq names its product very-long-chain (3R)-3-hydroxyacyl-CoA dehydratase 3-like. The transcript has 10 exons. Gene Ontology annotation, molecular function: 3-hydroxyacyl-CoA dehydratase activity. NCBI's taxonomy places the organism in Eukaryota, Metazoa, Mollusca, Gastropoda, Planorbidae. The coding region runs from base 917 to 2062 and encodes 381 amino acids. Gene Ontology annotation, biological process: fatty acid elongation; very long-chain fatty acid biosynthetic process; sphingolipid biosynthetic process. The record is from RefSeq and is a predicted model, not a curated record. Gene Ontology annotation, cellular component: endoplasmic reticulum membrane.